AUGCUGGGAGAGAGCCAGCGGCCCCUACGGCGAUCCAAGAGGAGAUGGAUUAUUAACACCCUGGAGCUGAACGAGGAAGAUCCAGGCCCCUUUCCCAAAUUUGUGGGUGAGCUGUUCAGUGAUAAGUCUAAUGAUGAUUCAAUAAUGUAUUCCAUCCAUGGCGCUGGUGUGGAUGAGGAUCCAGAGAGGGGGCUGUUUUCUGUGGGAGAUCACAAGAACGGACGGGUGUAUGUCCACCGCCCUGUGGAUCGAGAGACAACACCGUCUUUCAAGGUGUAUCUUGAUGUUCUGGAUCGCCGAUCAGGAAAAGUCCUGGACAACUCCUUGAUUUUCAACAUCAGGGUCAGAGAUGUGAACGAUCACGCACCCCAGUUCCCUGAGGAGGAAUUCAGCGUCAGUGUGAAGGAGAGCCACGACGCAGGUCAACCUAUUUUCCAGAUGUUAGCAGUUGAUUUGGAUCAAGAACAUACUCCAAAUUCUCAAGUUUUUUAUUCCCUUAUUUCUCAAACACCAUUACUGAAAGAAAGUGGCUUCUAUAUCAACCAUAUCAGUGGAGAAAUACGCCUCUCAGGAUGCUUAGAUUACGAGAUGGCUUCUCGGUUUACCCUACUGGUCAGAGCGACGGAUUCUGGAGAACCGCCGUUGUCAUCCACGGCCACGGUCCACAUCAACGUGGAAGAAGGCAACAACCACAUGCCCACAUUUGCCCAGGAGAACUAUAAGGUUCAGAUUUCUGAAGGCCGUGCCAGCCCGGGCGUGUUGCGUCUCCUGGUCCAAGAUGGUGACUUCCCGUUUACGUCGGCUUGGAGAGUAAAAUUCAACAUAUCACAUGGCAAUGAAGAGGGACAUUUUGACAUUCUGACUAACCCCAAGACCAAUGAAGGGAUUUUAAACGUUAUCAAGCCCUUGGACUAUGAAGCCCACCCCGUGCGGCGCCUGGUCAUCACCGUGGAGAACGAGGCGCCGCUCUUCUCCUGUGAGGGGGGCCGGCGGCGGGGGCCCCGGGAGGCGGUGGCCAGCGCCACCGUGCGUGUGCAGGUGCUGGACACCAAUGAGCCGCCGGCCUUUCAGCCCAGGAGCUUCGUCGUCACUGAGCUCGACGGCGCCGGGCCUGGAACUCCGUUGGGCACAUUUCGCGCCACAGAUCCAGACACAGCCGCCGGCCAGAUACGAUACAAACUGGCUCACGAUCCGGAGAAUUGGGUCACUGUAGACGAACUCUCAGGAGCAGUAACCACCAGGAAGCAGGUUGACCGCGAAUCUCCUUACGUGAACGGGAGCUUUUACAGAAUCGUCGCUCUCGCUAUUGACAACGGCCUCCCCCCACAGACGGGGACGGGGACCCUGAUGCUUUUCCUGGCUGACGUCAACGACAACGCCCCCACUCUCCAUCCCCAUUCUCGAUCCGUGGAGGUCUGUGAGUCUGCAGCCAACAAGGCUCUCCUCCUGGAGGCGGAUGACGGUGACCUGGAGCCCUUUGCAGACCCGUUCACGUUUGAGUUGGACAGCUCCGGGAGGAAUGUAGACGACACAUGGAAACUGGGGGAAAAUUGGGGUCGGUCGGUCGAACUUCGGAUGUUGAGAAGGCUCCCCCCGGGGAACUACUUGGUGCCACUGCUCAUCAGAGACAAACAGGGACUUUCCCAGAAGCAGACUAUCCACGUGAGGGUCUGUUCCUGUCCCGAUGGAGUCACAUGUGUGGAGCCUUUGGUGGCAGGAGCCGGGCUCCUCGCGAGGACCCUGGUCCCCCUCUUCGCUGCGUUCUUCGUUCUGACAGUCGCUGUGCUGCUCCUGCUGCGCUGUGAUUUUGGGUCCGAAGCCAAGGGGCACAGAGGCCCCGUCCCACACGACGAGGGCCAGCAGUCGCUGAUCACAUACAAUGACGAGAGCAAAGCCGUCCUGAUGCAGGCAAGGCCAGAUGCCAGGGAUCAGAUGUUAGUCCUGUUGUUGGACGAGGCCAAGGCGGAGGCCAAGCUGGGUGCUCAGCCCCCCGCCCCCCAGGAUGUACACGAUGGCCUUGAACCUGCAGCGAGGGCAUCCAACCAGGAAUACGUUGUCCUGGGGACUCCAGAGCGUUACAGAAGUUCACUGCCUGUUGUGGGGUGUGGCAUGCCUUUCGAGCCAAGACUUGUGAGGAACAAAUAUUCUACUCCCGUUUGCCAGGAGGCCGUGGUGCCCAGACGAGGCCCGGACGCGAGGCCGGGGACCAUGGAGGACGCCCUGAGCCAGAGGCUCCACGGUGUGGACGCGCUGGGGGGGGACGCUGGGCACCGGCCUCGCGUCUACGCCGAGGAGGGGGAGUGCGAAGCGGCAGAAAGCCUCAGCUCCCUUGGCUCCUGGAAGCCGGAGUCGUGAGCGUCAGGGGCUGCUCCGCUCCAGGAGGUCUACGCAGAGUCCGGGGCCCUUCCCAAAGAGGCGCGCUUUGGACACCGGAUUAAUUCGCGGAGGGGACUCACGGCAGCUCACCUGCUGCGCAAGGGACGCCCUCUCUUCUCCCCGAGCCCCUCCCCCGUGAAACCCUCCCAGGCCUCAGCCAAGGAUCAGCUGGGAGGCUGGGUUCUGGUGUUUUCCUAGCAGGCGUCUUGGGCCAAAACCAAACAACACGUUAUUGUUAUUAUUAUUAUUUUUAUAAAUGUGACUUGUCAGCUGUUUUAGAGAAAUUCCCUCCUCUGUUAACAGCCCAGCGCCGAGGGGAAAUGCAAUUAUAACUUAUAGACUAGCCAGCCAUUGGGUAACAACGGGUUAAUACUGGAGGAAAAUGAAAAUAGAUGGUUUUUAGUGAUUAUUUAUGUUUCUGUAAGUCUGAUUCUGCUUCAGUGUAAGUAAAAAAAAAUAGAUAAAUAGGGAAAUGCUUUGGAAUAUUUGUGAGCAGUAUUUUUAGUGAGGGUCAAAAAACAUAUACGAAUUCCUUUUCACUUUUUGAGGAAAGGAAUAUGUUCUCAUAAGAGAAAGGAUUAACAUUUUAUAAGCUUAUACAUACUUUAAAACAUGAAUGGAUAGAAUUUAACUUGUAUUUAUUACACAUGAAAAAAUGUAUAUACAUAUAUAAAAGAAGUUAGUAGCCAUGGAAUGAAUACAUUCCGAUUAGAUUUUAUCUUUAAGCCAAACCCAGACUUGGGGCGCCUCAUUCGGUUGAGCGUCUGACUCUGAUUCUGGCUCAGGUCAUGAUCCCAGAGUCAGGGGGUCGAGCUCCGAGCUGGGCUUGGUGCUGCGCACGGAACCCGCUUAAGAUUCUCUCCCCCUCUCUCUGCCCCUCCCCCGCU
This is a messenger RNA of Suricata suricatta (meerkat), 3263 nucleotides long. It is a transcript of the gene CDH26, whose product is annotated as cadherin 26. NCBI's taxonomy places the organism in Eukaryota, Metazoa, Chordata, Mammalia, Carnivora, Herpestidae. Gene Ontology annotation, molecular function: cadherin binding; calcium ion binding. The transcript is spliced from 17 exons. Gene Ontology annotation, cellular component: catenin complex; adherens junction; plasma membrane. The record is from RefSeq and is a predicted model, not a curated record. Bases 1 to 2355 code for a protein of 784 amino acids. Gene Ontology annotation, biological process: calcium-dependent cell-cell adhesion; adherens junction organization; cell-cell junction assembly.